CCCACAGCAACAUGUCUGUAUCAAGGAAGAGUUUCCUGCUGACCUGCUGGAGAGGAACCCCAGUCCGGACCAAGAGGAGCCAGAACCUCCACAGAUUAAGGAGCAGCAGGAGGAGCACUGCAUCGAGCUCCCAGAGCAACAUUUUAUUAUUGAGGAUGAGUUUCCAUCUGACCAGCAGCUCUGGAACCUUGAGAGUAACCCCAGUCUGGACCAAGAGGAGCAAGAACCUCUACAGAUUAAAGGGGAGGAGGAGCCCUGCAUCGGUCUGGAAGUAGAGCAGCUCGUACUGAAGCAGGAGGAUCAAGAUAACGUUUUGUUAAAUCCUACUCUCAAGGAAAGUGACUACAGUGAACCAGAACCAAGUGACCACCAGCUCCUGUCCCACAGCUCAGCUCAGAGCCAAGAUCUCAACGAACGCAAGCAUGGAAACUCAAAAUCAGUUAAAAAUGCUGAGCAGGCAUCAGAAAAGGAACAUCAUGUCAUCACAAGAGCAAAAGGGAGGACAAGUCCCAGUUACCUUGCAUGUAGCACUACCAUGUCAAAUAUUGUGCAGAAUAUCUGCAAGAGUAAAAAGGUUUUCCAGUGUGACACUUGUGGAAAAGUCUUUAAGUGUAAGUCAGGAUUAAAUGGACAUCUGAAGGUGCACACAGGUCAGACACAGCAUUCUUGCGAAGUGUGUGAUAAAAGUUUCACAACUCGCACAAAUUUGACGAGACACGAGAGAACGCACACGGGCGAGAAACCUUUUACUUGUAAAACUUGUGGUAGAAGUUUUAGCCAUAGAGCUUCUCUGCAGGUCCACGAGAGAACACACACAGGCGAGAAACCUUUUACUUGCAAAACUUGUGGAAGAAGUUUUAGCGAGAGAAAAACCCUGAAGAAACACGAGAGAACACACACGGGCGAGAAACCUUUUAUUUAUAAAACUUGUGGGAGAAGUUUUAGCCAGAGACCUUCCUUGCAGAUCCACGAGAGAACACACACAGGCGAGAAACCUUUUAUUUGCAAAACUUGUGGGAGAUGUUUUAGCGAGAGAAAUACCCUGAAGAAACACGAGAGAACGCACACGGGCGAGAAACCUUUUACUUGCAAAACUUGCGGGAGAAAUUUUGCAAUUAGAAUGAAUCUGCAGGUCCACGAGAGAACACACACGGGUGAGAAACCUUUUUCUUGCAAAACUUGUGGGAAAAGUUUUAUUCAGAGAAAUCACCUGCAGGGCCACGAGAGAACACACACGGGCGAGAGACCUUUUUCUUGCAAAACUUGUGGGAAAAGUUUUAUUCAGAGAAAUCACCUGCAGGGCCACGAGAGAACACACACGGGCGAGAGACCUUUUAUUUGCAAAACUUGUGGGAGAAGUUUUAGCGAUAGAAAUACCUUGAAGAGACACGAGAGAACGCACACGGGCGAGAAACCUUUUACUUGCAAAACUUGCGGGAGAAAUUUUACAACUAGAAUGAAUCUGCAGGUCCACGAGAGAACACACACGGGCGAGAAGCCUUUUACUCGCAAAACUUAAGGGAAGAGUUUUAAACGUGGCUGCAGCUUUAAAGUCCACAUGAGAAGCCAUAAAGGUGAGGAGUCAUAUCCAUGUACAACUUGUGAGGAAAGAUUUGUUAUCAAAUCCCUUCUAACAAAACAUUUGAUCACCCACACAUUGCAAAACUGAUAUUUUUGUAAAAUGUUGGAAAGAUCUCUGUCUUGCCAGUUUUUACAAACUCCACACGAGACUACAUCUAGUUGAGAAGCCACACCAUGGCAACACGAGGGUGAUAAGAUUUGUUCAAGCGUUGUCAAAGAAGUUGUUACUCAGUUAAUGAUUCAUUAAUUAGUGAUACAACAGUUAGCGAAAACGACACUGGAAAUGUUUCCAGGGGACAAAAAAAGUGAUGAACCUUGUUGUAGUUCAAUGCUUUAUGAAGUUCCAUCACCACUGAUGAGUAGCAGACUUCAAUAACUUCACAAAGCAUUGAACUACAGCCAGGUUCAUCACCUACAGCUACACAAGAGAGAUUGUGUACAUUUGCAUUAGCUGCAUCUCUGCAACUGAAUGUGGGAAAUAUCCCAUUGAGGAGACAUCACAAUAUCUUUGAUGGUCAACCACAUUUGCUGAAGUACCCAAGUUUCUGUUCUUCAUGUGACUGUCAUUGAUAUCUACAUCUGCAAAGGAAGUGAUGUUUUCAACCAUGUCUCUUUGUUUAUUCAUUUGUCAGCAAUUUAUACCAAAUGGAGCAGGAGGGGGACGGGGGUGAGAGCAAUGUAUUGGGUUAAAGUGACAGAUCCAUUAUAUUUUAUUAUCACUGAAUGUUGAGAGAUGUUGUCAAUGUGUCAGGAAAGACUGGAUCAAAAUGUAAAAAUCUGACAUUUGUGGUACAGAGAUUUAUAAUAACACAGUAUGUGGUGCAGAUUAUCAGAUGACUUCCCUUUUUCUUUUCUCUGUCUUUUCCAAAGAAGAAAAUAUGUUGUUAAUGUGUACACAGUCCUUAAUGACUGUCACUGUAAAUGGUUAUUCUUGUGUACUACGUGUAUUCAAUACUUCAGUGCAUUUGCAGUUCAUUAAAGUUUCUUGAAUUAU
Messenger RNA from Limanda limanda (common dab), 2575 nucleotides. Its product is annotated as gastrula zinc finger protein XlCGF7.1-like. Gene Ontology annotation, cellular component: nucleus. Gene Ontology annotation, biological process: regulation of transcription by RNA polymerase II. NCBI's taxonomy places the organism in Eukaryota, Metazoa, Chordata, Actinopteri, Pleuronectiformes, Pleuronectidae. The coding region runs from base 536 to 1519 and encodes 327 amino acids. The record is from RefSeq and is a predicted model, not a curated record. Gene Ontology annotation, molecular function: RNA polymerase II transcription regulatory region sequence-specific DNA binding; DNA-binding transcription factor activity, RNA polymerase II-specific. The transcript has 2 exons.